This is a messenger RNA of Zootoca vivipara (common lizard), 2688 nucleotides long. Lineage: Eukaryota; Metazoa; Chordata; Lepidosauria; Squamata; Lacertidae. The record is from RefSeq and is a predicted model, not a curated record.
UUUGCCUAACAGAGUUUUGCAGAAAGGCCUCUGCCUCCUCUCCUCCCUGCCUCUGGGCUUGCCUGCAGUUGCCGUUUCUGGUACAAUUCAGAACUUUCCUUUCCAAAACUUUGCACAGUUCCCCUUCCAUUGCCCCUUCGGAAGAAAUGGCCUCUGCUCCUCCGAUCUCUGGCUCUGUCGGAAACCAGCCUGUGAGCCAGCUGGGCUCUGUCCAAGCUGAAAUGCAAAGGCUGUUGAAGGCUGGUAUAUGUCUUUUCAGCAGCAAUGAGGAAGGCCAGGCUUUGGCUGCGUUCAAAAAGGCAUACAGGCUCUCAGGUAGCCUCCCAGAGCCUCGCUCCUCCCAAGCCAAGUGUCUCUUCAACCUCGGGGCAGCUUACAUUGUCACCGGCAAGCCCCAGAAAGGCCUCAAGUGUCUGUUGAAGGCCAAGGAGCUUGGAGCUGAGGAGGAGGAUGGCGACCUCUCCUUCAACGUGGGCGCUGCUUACGACGACAUGAGGGAAUAUGCAAAAGCCGCAGAGUUCUAUAGGAAGGCCAUCCAGGAAUACAGCACAAAUCAAACGCAAAGCGCAGCCGAUGCCCUGAUCAAGCUGGCCUAUUGCCUGGUGAACACAGGUGACGUGGAGUCAGCCGCACAGUCUUUUCGCCUGGCCGGCCAGGCCUACCAAGGAGUGCAACUCCCGGAAGACGCAGCCAUGGCUAUGAGGGAGGCAGCAAAUUACUUCCUGCGAAGCCCAGGGUACUCCCCAGAUGACGUCUUGGAAAGCUUGCAGGCCUGCAGCCAGUCGUGCACCAAGAUAAAGAACCGGGAGCUGCUGGGCAAACUCUACAAUCACCUGGGGCUGCACUAUGCGGAAAUGAGGUGCUUCCGGCAGGCAGAGCAACACUUUGACGCAGCUCUCCGUCUUUGCAGCGGGAAAGGCUUUUCGGUGCAGAAGAAAGCAGUCCUGUUGCAGAACCUGGGGGCUGCCUGCAAUGCCCUGGAGUGCUUCGAAAGGGCCCUGCAGUACCACAGCGAAGCAGCUGACAUGUACGGGGCACUAGGAGAGAGGGCUGCUCAGGCCCAAUGCCACUACAAUUUGGCCACUGCUCACGGCCAGCUGAAAAACUAUGACAUGGCCGGAUUUUACUCCCAGCAAGCGCUGAAAGCUUUUGUGGAUGCAGGUGACUCCUAUGGUGAGGCGCAGGCCUGUGAACAGCUGGGCAUGACUCACCUCUGCCAGGGCCACUUUGGUCCAGCCAUCCAUUACUACAAACAAGCCCUGGCUCUGUUUGAAAAGUCAAAGGAAGCAUCUGAAAUCCCUCGAAAACGGAUUCGGGAGAAACUGGCUGCUGUUGCUAACUCUCAAACUAACGCCCAGGAUGAGUUUGCUGAUUCGGCAAUAACAGACAGCCUUCUCCACCCUCCAGAAUGUGGAGCUUACUCUCCAGCACUGAAAGGCCGCCUUAUAGGUGAAACUCUCCUGCAAAAUCAACAUUGAAACACUAUUGCAGUAAAAAAAGAAGAAGAAAAAGCAUCACAGCAGAGACUAAGCAAUAAAAUUAAACUCACGCAAAGCUUCAAAUUUGGUUGAAAAGCCUUGGAGAAUUAAAAAGAAAGCUCUGUGUGUGUGCAUACAAUGAAGCAAACACGUCAAAGCUACACCUUGUGUCUUUGAGGCAGAACCUGGAGGUGGCUGUCCCAGGAAACCUUCUUUGUGGUUUCAGGGCCUGCAUAGUCAAGAGACAGAGCCUAAGUCUAAGAACAUCACAAGAACUCUCCUGGCUCUGUCCAAAGGUCCUAGAAUCAGAGGAAGCUGCCUUACCCCACGUCAACCCAUUGAUCCAUUUAACUGAGUAUUGCCUGCCAAAAUGACUGAUAGUGGCUCUCCAGAGUUGCAGGCAGAGAUGCCAUGGAUACCUGGAGAUGCUGUGGAUUGAACCCGGAGCCUUCUGUAUCCCAAACAGUUGCUCUUCGACCAGAAAUGGAAGAUGCUGCACUCAUGGGACACAACACUGCUUCUGUUCCUCUGCAGUUCACUUCCUGCCAAAAACCAUGUUGUUUAUCCUGCUGUCCACUAUGGCAAAACUACCUAGCUUACAUAAUCUAGAUAAUUAAUUACAUGUUACAUUUUCAUUUAUUUCAGUGCAAAGGAAAUCUAAUGCAAAUGGGAGAGGGAGGACGUACUCUAUUACGUUUUAUUUGCAGAUAGAAAGCAGAACACCGAAUACCGAUUGUAUUCACUGGAUCAUUUUCUGUUACAGAGUAAGUGAGUGUCGGCCGUUUCUGCUCCUGUUUCUGUUUUCGUUGGAAUUUCCCAAUACCCCAUACAUCCAGUGAGCUACAGCCUUCCCCCUUAAAGAAGCAGAGAACCCGGGAAGCUUCCUUAUACUGAGUCAGACCAUUGGUCCAUCUAGCUUAAUAGUGUCAACACUGACUGGCAGUGGCUCUCCUGGGAUUCAGCCUGCCACACACCUUAGCACCAGGGAAAGUGAAAGUGUGGGGGAUCCAAUAGGUUUACACUCUGGGGUCCCAAUCCAGAGGAAGGCUCAAGAUAGCCAUGGCAGAAGUUGCAGUAGUUUUCAUGAAACUUACACAGGAGUAGCCUUCUCUGUGUAGAGUGUCUAAAUUCAAAGGAAAAGAGCUUAAUUCCACAACACAGAGAUCCUUUUGUUCCUUCCUUAGAAAAAUAAAAAUGCAAGCUUGCCUAA